Molecule: messenger RNA, 1648 nt
Organism: Bolinopsis microptera
Lineage: Eukaryota; Metazoa; Ctenophora; Tentaculata; Lobata; Bolinopsidae
Product: synaptic vesicle 2-related protein-like
Exons: 9
Coding region: 9-1502 (497 amino acids)
Biological process (GO): transmembrane transport
Cellular component (GO): membrane
Molecular function (GO): transmembrane transporter activity
Source: RefSeq, a predicted model, not a curated record
UAGGUGUCAUGGCCGAUGAUCCAGACGAAUGGCGCUCUUUAACAGACUCCACGGAGUGUACGCCCAUGCUAAAGAAGAAGGGAGUACGGUCUAUCACAACCUACAAUGUUCUACUUCUCUUCAUGCUCUCAAUCUUCAUGUUCAUGACAGGGGUACAGUACAAUAUUUCCCAGAUGAUAUCCUACCAUCAGUCCUGUCAAUGGAGCGUACCACAUACCUUCCUAGCAUUAGAACCUACAAUGUUGGUAGCUGUUAUAGGCUCCUCAGCCUUUAUAACCGGUAUACUGAGUGAUGUGUACGGCAGAAGGAGAGUGAUGAUUGUGGUAGUUGUUGUUCUCUCCACGGGUAUACUCUUAUGUGGGAUAGCUCAGGACAUCAUACAGUAUGAGGUCGGGAGAAUGGUGACAGGGUUCUGCCUUGGAGCGAUGUUCAACCUGUGUAUUGUUAUGUGGCUGGAGAGUAGUCCUAUCAGGAUAAGAAAGCUGGGUAUUCUCGUUCUCAUGGUCAUGACCUCGUUGGGACACGCUUCUAUUGUUUUCUUUGAUUACUUCAUAAUGGUUCCCUACGGUUGGAAUUCCGGGGUAUUGAUUAAUUUAUUGAUACUGAUCCCAGCCUACAUUAUACUGUUCCACUCGAACGAAACGCCUCAAUACCUCAUGAGUCAAGGCAGGGUACCAGAAGCUUUAAAAGCGGCUAGAAGAUGUGGCAUGGUCGAAGAGGAUAUGGUAGAUAAGAAGCAACAUGCUAAAUCAAGAACAGGGAGUGUCAAGGCGAUAUUCAGUCCUGCGUACAGGUGGACCACUCUAAACCUCAUCUUUCUAUUUGGGCUGCAUCGGCUGGUAGAAAUCGGUCUGAUAUUUGGGGUACCUUACAUAAUGGCGGUUAAUUUCUGUGACGAACCGGAGAUGAUAGCUCAGAACGUGACAGAAUGGGUGGAAAUGCCUUCAGAUACCAUGGCCUGCCUUCAGUUCUCCUUCAAUGACUACCUCUUUAUCUUCAGUUUUGCUAUCUUUGGGAUCCCAGGGUUUAUAAUCGGAGCCAUCAUUCAGUCCAACUAUUUGAAGAUACCCGAUCGUUACGGGAUCCUAGCAUUGACUGUGAUAGUUGGAAUACUGCUGGGAUGGUGCUCCUAUUGUGAUACUAGCUCUCACUGGAUGGUGGAACUGAAGCUGGGAUUAGUGCGCAUAUUCAUCGCUAGUCAGGACCAGAUGUUCUCCGUACUAGUUCCCUCUGUCUUCCCAACAAAGAUCCGUAACGGAGCCUGUGGUUUCGUGCGAGCAUGUGGAAUCAUCCUGUCUUCAAGUGGGCCCUUCCUCACCAUCUCUCUCUUCAACUACAUCUCCAUCAGCUGGAGUUUAGUUGUGCUCGCUAUCAUUUACCUUUUACGAAUACCUUUAGGUAUCGCUCUAAAAGCAUCUACUUCGCCCGUUGAAGAGAAAAAAGACGUUUCAAGAACGAGCUCUUUUGAUGACUUUGAUUCGUCGAUUGCUGAUUCUAUUUAAAGAGACAGAGUUCCCAUUCUGCUGCCACACCACUGGUGUAAUUAAUUCCGCCAUUCUAACUGAGCGCUUAAUCUUGAAUCUUCAGAUAGUGUCUCUAAAAUGAUAGAAUUAUUCUUGCGGUGUAUCACUACUCUUGCGGUGUAUCA